Neoarius graeffei (lesser salmon catfish) is the source of this 3738-nucleotide messenger RNA. RefSeq names its product legumain-like. The record is from RefSeq and is a predicted model, not a curated record. Gene Ontology annotation, molecular function: cysteine-type endopeptidase activity. The transcript is spliced from 10 exons. The coding region runs from base 1 to 864 and encodes 287 amino acids. NCBI's taxonomy places the organism in Eukaryota, Metazoa, Chordata, Actinopteri, Siluriformes, Ariidae. Gene Ontology annotation, biological process: vacuolar protein processing.
AUGAACAGUACCAACGGCAAACAGUGGGUUCUCCUGGCAGCGGGUUCUAAAGGCUGGGAGAACUACGGUAACCAGGCCAAUGUGUGUCACGCUUACCAGGUUGCACGCCGGAAUGGGAUUCCCGAUAAACAGAUAGUGGUGAUGAUGUAUGAUGAUAUUGCUAAUAAUGAAAAAAAUCCCUUUCCUGGAAAUAUCAUCAACAUACCAAAUGGCCCAAAUGUUUACCCUGGAGUUCUAAAGGACUACACUGGAGCGGAUGUAUCAGCUGAAAACUUUCUGGCUGUACUGCGUGGAGAUUCAUCUGCUGUCAAGAAAAAAGGGCCAAAAAAAGUAAUACAAAGUAGUGAAAAUGAUUCUAUCUUCAUCUACUUAACAGACCAUGGAAGUUCUGGCGAGUUCUCUUUUCCUCAUUCCACACUUUACGCACAUGACCUCAUUGACACAGUGAAUAUGAUGUCAAGGAAUGGCAAAUUUUCAAAGAUGGUCAUCUAUUUGAUAGCAUGUCAUGCUGGAUCAAUGCUGGAGAAGCUGCCAAACAAUGGCAAUGUGUAUGCAGUUGCUUCGUGCCAGCCUGAGGAAACGUCCUCUACUUGCUUCUAUGACCAGAAAAGAGAUACCAGUCUUUCUGAUACCUUCACCUAUCACUGGCUACACCACACUGAGACAGUAAAGCUUAAUGUGACUUCCCUUGGAGAUCAGUUUUCCUACCUGCAGAGAAACGUCAGUGAGGCUAGGAGAAAGGAAGGAAAAUCUCAGACACCAUGUGUCUAUGGUGACAAGGCUAUGCUCAAGUUAACACUGAGUGAAUUUCUUGGACAAUCUUGGUGUUCGCUGUGGGACAUGGUACAGAAGCUCUUCUUUUGAUCCAAGGAAACAGGAUUAAAAAUGAAUGGGACUUGAAGAAAAGAGGCCCUCAAAAGACCAUAUAAUGAGUUUAUAAGACUGAGUAAGCCACAUCUAGUGUACUGCAUCAAUUACAGUCCUUAAUUCUGAAGAGAAAUUGUGUAUACCAGUUCCUGUGGGCAACAUUAUUAUUUAGAAGCUGCAAAAACUCAAAUCACAAUAUUCAUACUUCCUGUAUCCAUAUCCUGAUUACUCAUCGACAUUAACCAGUACUAAUUAAUUUAGAACAUUCUAACACAAUCAUUGGCAUCUCAUACUUUUUUAAAAUAGAUGUUAUUCUUGGGCAGCAGAUUUUAUCAUUUAAUAUAAAACAAUAAUUUGCAUAAUAAUAGAUUGUAACGGGCGGCACGGUGGUGUAGUGGUUAGCUGUAGCUGUAGUUAGGUGUAAGCACCGUAGGUGUGAAUGUGAGUGUGAAUGGUUGUUUGUGUCUAUGUGUCAGCCCUGAGAUGACCUGGCGACUUGUCCAGGGUGUACCCCGCCUUUCGCCCGUAGUCAGCUGGGAUAGGAUCCAGCUCACCCGUGACCCUGUAGAACAGGAUAAAGCAGCUACAGAUAAUGGAUGGAUGGAUAGAUAGAUUGUAACUGUCACAAUGGAGCAUUUGCAUGUGACGUCACAGCCGAUCCAGAUUGUAACAGACGCCAUCUUAUCGGUCAAACGCCAUAUUUCCGCCUUCUACUUCUACCUUUUCUUCUGGAAAACCCUACUAUAUACAAUUCUACUACAACGGCUGUGGCUACAAGCUCUCCCUACCUGUGCAUGUUUUUUAUGUUUUUUGUGUGUAUUUUUGCGUGUUGUUCAUCUGUACCGGACUUCAAUAUCCACUACAACCGUAUGGACUUACUGGACAUUGGUUUCCAGCAGAAAAUGACGGUUUGUAGCGAUUUCCAUCGCAUGCACAACAUUCCGGAUGAGAUAGCGAGACCAGCGGGGUCUCCGUGGAUUGUUAUCGGAAACAAAGCGAAGGAGGCGGCGCCGGGAGCGGAAGCAAAAGCGAGGCUGCAGAGCCGGCCUGUUGACUAAGCUCAGAAAACAGCUACUCAAAUCUCCACUGCUAAGCCUCUAUCUCUCCAACGCCAGAUCCAUGGUAAACAAGAUGGACGAUUUGGAAUUACAGCUGGAAUUACCUUAUUCUAUUCUAUAAUCGGCUGGUCAGUGCUAUACUCAAUACUUAAGUGACUUACCCGUCCAAUGAGGAUUAUUUUCUUGUUUACAAGAUGCCGCGGCUGACAAAUCCUGAAUUUCUGUAAAGAUAACUGUCCAGAGAUUUAUAAGCACGCAGUGCUUCACCACUGAACAGCGAGUGAAAGUUGAUGAGGUAAUUAUACACGUCUGGGUAUUCCGCUGGCAGUUCCAUAUCCACUGACACGGUCGUGAAAACUCCGUCCGGUAAGCCAUAAGGGUCACUAAUCUGUAGAUCGUUUAUUUUAGACAUAUAUCUAGUUAUCUCUUCAUUAGAAAAAUGAGCCGUGUAGUCCGUCGGUUGAAAUUGAUCCAUUCUGUACACGAGUGCAGUAGUAUUCAGCUGUGUUUUUUACCGACAAGAUGGCGGCUGUGUACUUUCCGGUCACGUGACUGCAAGAUCUCUAUAGGAGAAGGAGGCAGACUCUGAUAGGUGCAUAGAAUCUAAACUUUAAUAAUAUUUAUAAGGCAAAAUAAACAAAGUAGCAAGAGCUGAAAUAUAACUAUAAACACAAACUAAGAACUUGGGCAGAAUUGAGAUGAAACAUGAACACAACAACCAGAUACCAAAACUCACGCAAUGCCAAGCAAAGAGCAAGUUCGAGAGAGUCUUUGGACUGUGGAAGGAAACCAGAACACCUGGAGGAAACCCACGCAGGCACAGAGAGAACAUGCAAAUUCCACACGGAAAGACUCCUGUCGUCGGCCGUGAGAUUGGAACCCAGAACCUUCUUGCUGUAUGGCAAUGGUGCUAAAGGAAAACGUGAACAGAAUCAGUAAAAAACAAGACUUGAAAAUCAGAAUGGGUUGUAUAUUUAAGAUAAGAUAAGCUUUACUGAUCCCCUGUCGGGGAAAUUCACUCGUUACAGCAGUUCCAAAGCCAAAAAAAAGAAAGUAAAAGAGUGUAAGAUUGAAAUCAGAAAAACACAGUGUGUAAUAGAAGUGCUGGAUAAUUAGAUAUUACACAUUAUACAUACUAUUUACUACAUACACACAGUACCCUCCACAAUUAUUGGCACCCCUUGUAAAGAUGAGUUAAAAGGAUUAGAAAAAAAAUUCCCCUUUGGUGAAGUUUCUUCGUCUCACGCUGAAAAAAAAAUCCAACCUUUAUUUGAAAUAAAUUUAUUCAGAGAAAAACAAAUCUCUCAUCAAGAAAUAAUUAUUUUCAACAAAAACAUAAGUGGCUUAUUGACACCCCUGGAAAUGAUUGUGAACACAAUGCAACUGAAGCAUGUUUCCCAUUUAAAUUGUCCAUCCCUUUUCCUCCUCUUUAGCUCUGUGGAGAUCGCUAGUCUCUUCCCCGGGACUAGUUGUGUGUGACGCAGUGCCAACAGUUGCGACUGGGUGUAAACCAUAGAGCUGAAAUUGAAUGGAUUUCCCAAGGCAGUUGUGCGUAUUCCAAAAAUAAGCAAAAUGCAAACUGCUAAUCUCACCAAUUGCACAUCCCUAGACGCAUAUGGAGAUUUGUGUCAAAUAAUUAAAAUAGCACAACAAAAUACACAGAAAGCACACAGAAUACAGUAAAAUUCUUAAUUUCCCUGAGGGAACCCCCCCAAAGGGAUCAAUAAAGUUUUAUCUAAUCUAAUCUAAAAACACUGAAGGAAGGUCAGCGCUUCUCAAACAGGCUGCCAUUCACGCGGUGCUGGAGGUGAAA